UGUCCUGCACGAUAGUUCUCCUUUAAAGCUUUAUUUACAAGACUGAUAUUGCGGGAAAUCACUCUUCCUGUAUUCAUUAUCUGCAAUGAAGAAGGCUGAUUCCCCGGGUGAAUAUUCCGUACAGCCAGAAGCACCUUCUUAAAUAAGAUUUGUAGGUUAUUGGAUGCUGUCAUAAUAAACUCCACCUCUGUGUAAGGUGAGGCGUCUGCUCGGGGAAAACUCUCCAGAAGAUCCUGCGCUGUACAUGAUGCCAGAGAAGCUUCCAUCUGCGUGGAAGAGCCUUUUAGUGGCUACAAUAAAAUAGUUUAUGGGAGAGAAGAUAUCCCAUAAGAGCAUCAGAGAUUUUACUGAAGUGGCAAGCUUUAGAGGAUGGAGACUAUUAUGUCUUGGGAUACAAAUGCUUUAAGAAUUACACUCAGACUAUGAAGUAAAAGAGAGCAGAAUAGCUCGGAGCAGGAGAUUGUUGCGUAACGCUGGAAACAAGCGAAGACAAAUGAUUGCAGAUCAAGUUCUCUAACAAUGUCAACCCUUGUUCUAGGAGGACGAGAUUUACACUAACAAGAACAAACAGGAAAAUACAGCUGUAGAAGAUGGAAAGCAGUCUGACAUUACUUGGUGCCUUUUGGGCACUUCUGUCAUUUCUAUCAGCUGCUGCCAGCUGCACCAGUUUCUUCAUGCCUUAUUGGUUGUAUGGAUUUCAAAUGGGGAAACCAGUUUCAUUCAGUACUUUCCGCCGGUGUACUUACCCUGCACAUACAGAGGAGAAAAACGUAGUAAUGGUUGAAGAAUGUGGAAGAUAUGCCAGCUUUAGUGCCAUCCCUAGUCUAUCCUGGCAGAUCUGUACUCUAGUGACUGGCAUUGGUUGUGCUUUACUCCUUUUAGCAUCUCUAGCUGCAGUUCUUGGCUGCUGUAUUGGUGACCUCAUCUCCAGAAUGACUGGUAGAUUCCAAGGAGCUAUACAAUUUAUUGGAGGACUCCUCAUUAGCUCCGGAUGUGCCCUCUAUCCACUGGGGUGGAACAGCCCUGAAAUCCAGCAGGCGUGUGGCAAUGCGUCCAGUCAGUUCCAAUUAGGAACCUGCAAAAUUGGCUGGGCCUACUACUGUACUGGAGGUGGAGCAGCAGUCGCCAUGCUGAUCUGUACAUGGUUGUCUUGUUUUGCUGGAAAGAAGAGCAAGCCAUCCCCUUAUUGACAGUGGACUAUUAAUCAUCAUAACUAUAUGGAUAUUAAUUUCCUAUUAUUUCAACACCUAACAAAAUCCCUCAUAGUGAACAAUACAAUCCCCUUAAUAGGAUAAAGCCGUGUAUAAAGUACACACAGGAUGCUUGUUUGGUCUUAAUGAAAGCAUAAAAUAAAGUACAGUGAUAAAGACUGACAAGUGGAUAUAUUAAGGUAAGAUACUUAGGAGGUAGACAGGAUACAGUGCUAUGCAUGAAAGAAUGUCAUAAACUAAAUAAAAAAUGACAAUCACUUGAAUAUGAGAAAUAAUGAAAAUAUUAGUGCACAUGAUCAUAUAGUAUGACCAACUUUCAAUCACUGUAUGAGGAUAACUUAGCCUGUCGAUUAGAGAAUUGUAGCAUUAAAUUAGAAGAGCAGUAGCAGUGAUAAAGCUGGGUAAGUACACAGUAGAGUGUUCAAAUGUGUAGCUCCGUUUCUUAGAAAGGGGGACCCCGGGAGUAGUGCAGUGGCUGCUGGUUUUCGGGUUAAAGUAGUUGCCCAUGGAAAAAAUGACUGCUUUUAUGUUCCAAAUAGUAAUAUUAAAGGAAAUCUGUCACCAAU
Molecule: messenger RNA, 1777 nt
Organism: Hyla sarda
Lineage: Eukaryota; Metazoa; Chordata; Amphibia; Anura; Hylidae
Product: LHFPL tetraspan subfamily member 1 protein-like
Exons: 4
Coding region: 591-1190 (199 amino acids)
Cellular component (GO): membrane
Source: RefSeq, a predicted model, not a curated record